ACAGCAGAGACAAUUUUGGACGCUCAGGAUAGCAAGCACCCUUUCAAUCCUGCGUUUGACUUUAAGCUCCAAAUCAUUCUUUUCUCCAAUUUAACCUACAAAACACAAAGACAAAGUAAAUGACUCAAAGAUGACAAGUUCUAAGUCUAGAAUCCUACAUUUAAGGGUAUGAAAAUGUAUGAAAUUAUGAAGUUGGUUCCGCUUUCAAUUCUUGAGCCCCUUUUCUCUUGUGAUAUCAUCAAUUAUAAAAAAAAGCUCCAGCAUCUUUGAUCUUACCUUCCCAUCUUCUUUAUAUCUACUCAAGUACUACUGUUUUCUCUCUUCAGCUCGGCUUUGCUUAAUAUCAAGCCCAAAGAUCCCCCUCCCUUCAACACUGAGGUCACUUCCAAGCGGAUGGUCUUGCAAGAGUUAGAUAGUUCUAGCCGUGCCCAACUUGUUGGCACCGCCUUUGUGGAGUCUUAUUACCAUUUUCUUCGCCAUGCCCCAGAAGAUAUGUACAAGUUUUAUCAAAGAUUCUAGUGCUUCAUAUAAUGGCAAUAUGAUUACACUGGAUGUAAUUAAAUCCAUAAAUGAUGAAUGUCGUACAUGUGAAAUAGAGAGUGUAGAUGCUCAAGAAUCUCCUCAGCAAGGGGUGACUGUAUUAGUAACCGGAUACUUGGUUGGAAAAGACAACGUGGGAAGGAAAUUUGCCCAAACAUUCAUCCUAGCUCCACUGGAAAAGGGGUACUUCAUCUUCAAGGAUAUGUUUAGGUAUAUUAAGGACAAUGAAUCAUCACAAACAAACAUCAUUGAUGAACAAGAUUUUGAACAAGGAUCAGUUAUUCAAUCAAGUCAGAGUAAAGAUCUUGCAGAUACAACCCCGGAAGUCCAGGAGGAUGCUUUAAAGAAAUCUUAUGCAUCAGUGGUUGCAGAAAGUAGUGUCGCGUCUAGUCCUGUUCAUGCUACCCAAGUGAGGAGGACAAUAUCUGCAAUCACUGGCCACCCAUCCCUUGGUUAUGCAGAUACUUCUCUUGUACCAGAGGCUUCAGCUCCUGGUGAUGAUGCCAGCUUGGGAAAGGAGCAAUACUCAUGGGAUGGUCACUCCAUAUUUGUAAGCAAUUUGCCGUAUGAUGCCACUGUUGGACAACUUGGGAAGGAAUUCAAGAAAUUUGGGUCUAUCACGUGGGACGGGAUCCAAGUCAAAAAAAAUGGAUAAGGUGAGGUUUGUGUAACAGUGCACUUCAUACUUCAAAUGAGAGUUCUUUGAUGUAGCCUUACAAUACAGUUUUGGCUUUAAAAGUGUGACUUCCAUGCAACAAGCAAUUGAGGUAUUGUUUUUAGUUGCAAGAAAUUUUUUGAGGUCUUCCUUUUGCCCUAUGAUCCACUCCCCAAGAAUAAAGAAAGAGCCAAAUGACCAUCCCAGCUAAAGGCCAUGGUCCUGACCUGACUAUUAUUUGUUGAAAUUCAUGUCAGGCUUCAACUAUCAGAAUCGGGGAUUUUCAAGCAGUGAUUGAGGAAGAGAGAACCCCCCACCCGAGGUUCUGGUCUAUAGAAGUAAAAAGGUUUCCGCAGUCUCUUAUCAGUAAAGCUAACAAAGCUGAUGGUUGUUUCAGUUGGCAAUGGGAGAAGAGGGAGGUACCACCUGCUGUAGCUUUGGUAAGAAUCAAUUCAGGAAACAUGGUGAGCUUUCUCGAUCCAAGUCUUCCGGUGGACACAAUGGAGAGGGUUAUCAUCGCCCAAGGGGCAGCAAAUAAACCGCACUUUUGUUCCUGCUUAGAAUAUUUGUCAAGGAAAUUGGCGGACACAACGGAGGGGGUUGCAUUUUUCUUUCCUUAUUAACCUUCACUUGCCUUUUGUUGUUGUAUAAAAGCAGACAAGCCGUGGUAUAUAUUGAGCUAUUAAGAAUUUUAGGUUUUUUGUUAUAAUAAUUGAAGGAGCUUCUAAGAUUAAUUUGUUUUGUCUUGGUUUAUUUUAUAGAGCUAGGGGCAUGAGAUUUUAAUAAAUUCAAAUCAGCCACAGCUUCAGAGCAACAACAGUUUUUUUGUUCAAUGCGCACUCAAUAUACCUUCUACAUUACACUGAAGAAAUUCCAAGAUUUGCGCUUCCGUUGCCAAUUUACCA
Rosa chinensis is the source of this 2100-nucleotide messenger RNA. Its product is annotated as nuclear transport factor 2. Bases 479 to 1195 code for a protein of 238 amino acids. Gene Ontology annotation, molecular function: mRNA binding. The record is from RefSeq and is a predicted model, not a curated record. Gene Ontology annotation, cellular component: ribonucleoprotein complex; cytosol. The transcript is spliced from 6 exons. Lineage: Eukaryota; Viridiplantae; Streptophyta; Magnoliopsida; Rosales; Rosaceae.